Molecule: messenger RNA, 5279 nt
Organism: Lineus longissimus
Lineage: Eukaryota; Metazoa; Nemertea; Pilidiophora; Heteronemertea; Lineidae
Product: serine/arginine repetitive matrix protein 1-like
Exons: 8
Coding region: 152-2008 (618 amino acids)
Biological process (GO): mRNA processing
Cellular component (GO): exon-exon junction complex
Molecular function (GO): mRNA binding
Source: RefSeq, a predicted model, not a curated record
AAUCGCAGCAACAAAAAUGGCCGGUCGGCUUGGUUGAAAUUUCUCAUAUUCUCGUGCAUUUCAGAACUUUAUAGAUUAUUGGACAGUUUACUAUCAAAAGCACCAUCAAAAGGGUUUAUUUCGGUAGUGCUGGCAUUUAAACGUCUAGAAAAUGACACGAUACCGUGGCAGAUCGGCCUCCCCAAGGCGACGCAGCCGCAGAAGCCGAAGUCGAUCUCGAAGACGAAGUCGAAGUCGUGGACGACAAAGGUCCAGAUCCAGAUCCCAAUCGCGAGGAUACCGUAGAUCCGGACAUCGAUCCAGGUCAAGGUCACCAAGGCCCAGGUCUCCUCCAAGAUCUUCACAACGAUAUGGAUCACCUCGCCGCAGGACACCACCACCGAAGUCACCUCCAAGACAACCGAUUCGCUCACCUCCUCACCCCUCCAACCGUGGGCCUCCUCAAGAGCGGAGGGAUUAUCCUCCAGAGAGGGCAAGGCCAAGGGACGAACCCCAUCGGGCUAGCCCACCCCCGUACAGCCAACCACGCUCGAGAUCUCCACGGCAUGAUGAACCCCCAAACCGUUUAUCGCCAUCACCGAGGGAAUGUGAUUCUUUUCAACAGUUGAGGGACCGUGAGCGCCAGACAGAACGUGAAUGGGUGCCUAGAAGAGAGAGCCCGCCACCAAACUACAUGGAAGACGUCAUGAGAGGAUUACAUCAGCCAAAGAAUGUACCAUCGUCGCCCCCACAAGCUAGGUCACCACCACGGAAAGAUGCUAGAACCUCAUUCAGGGGUCGCUCAGCAUCCCCUCCACCACGUAGUUAUUAUCGCCAACAAGAUGAGGGAUACAGAGAGCGCAGAUCCCCCGUUCGUUCUCGAAUGGAUCCGGAGCGAUUGCGAGAGAGACCGUCAAGACGCUCUCUCGAGUCUCAUGAAGAAUCCAGGCAUCACGAUGUCGUAUCUAGUAGUACAGGUGCCCAACAGAGACAAAAAGUUUUGCUUAGCUACCGUUUUAAGGAUGAACAUUCUGACAGGCCGAUUAAGGUUGAAGAAAAUAUCACGGUAGAAAUUCACCGGAAGGUUCAAGGUGAACCGGUCUCAUAUAUCAAUCGGGCUUACAAUCCCGAUGAGGUGGUCAUCAUUCGUAGAAAAGACGAAGGCUUGAAGCCGAUAUUUGAUCGUGAGGAAUUACGUAAUGCUCACUACCCCGAGGAGGAGGAGGUGGAGACACGAGUGAUUAAAGUUGUCAAGAAAAAGGAAACAUCGCAUUAUCGUGAUGACGAUAGAUUUAGGUCGGCAACAGAUCAUAGCCGUAGAUAUCCUGGUGCUGGAGAUCAAGGUAUGCGCAUUGAACUGAGGAUGGGGAGACCACGUUCACCAGAGGUCAGGAGGGAUGAACGUGGGAGAAGUCCAGACCGUGGGUCAGAGCGUCGAGUGACAAGCAGGGAUCGCUUAGGAGAGAGGCGACCGAUAGACAGACGCAUCAGUUUUGAUCGUAACCGGGCCGAAAAUCCAACGGAUCUACGCAACAGCUUAAACAGACGUCGGGAUGACAGCAAUAGAGAUUCGAGACAAGUCAUAACAGAUUCUAGGGAAUUUCGACGUCCUGCUCCCGGAGGUCAAAAAAUCUUUGUGACAGGUAUCAGAGAUCGAUUAGGAGGGCGUGGAGGUCGUAUGCCGAGGUCAGAUACUGCCCCGCUGCCAGAUUUCUCACGGCGUCCGGACAAGUUUCGCUAUGAAGAAUGGAUGGACAAGCCCGAGAUGGUCCCUAAAGGCAUUUCUUAUUUUGAGCACGAUAAUCGUGGUGACCAGGGGUCGUCUGAUUACUGGGCAAGAAGGGGCCGUGGACGCGGUCGAGGAGGUUUCCGGGGCCGUGGUCAGCGAGGAGGAGGAGGCUACAGCUACAGAGAGAGGGCAGGAGAGAGUUCCAGUGGGAAGUGGAAGCAUGAUAAAUUCCGGGACGAGGCAGAAACAGCCCAAGCACAAGAGGACAAUAAACCCUCCAGCACGACAGAAAACAAGUAACUUGCAAAUUUCCUGAGCUAUGUUAUCAGGCCAUGGUCUACACUGCCGGCACGGAAAAUCAGACUUUUUCAAAGACUUUAGUAUUUCGAAUUCAAGCUGCUUCAAGGAAAAAUGAGGCAGCGCAUGUGGGAAGAGAAAUAUCUCUGUUAUUCUUGGUAUCAGGUCAUCUGUUGCUGCGAACAGAGCAAAUUUACAUGUGAGCCCCUCAGGACGAUAGUGGUCUAACUCCACUUUUGGUAGUUUUGAGAAAACGCCUGACAAAGUCUAGAGGUCAUAAAAAAUCAGCUGACCAUGAUUAAUAUCAUCCUCAUUGGCACAAUUUGAAAUCUUGGAACUUCCUUUGUCUUGGCCCUAAAUCCAUUUUGAUUUGAAUAACCGUAUUCAAAAUUUUGAUCGAUUUUUUUUCCCACAAUUUGUGAAUUGAUGAGGGCCUGAUCUAUGGAUGACUUCAACUUGGAACUUCUGGCUGUAGCCAUCUGUAAAUUUGUACUGAUAGCUGAUUGGUGAUUAAUGAUCAAGAUGUGAUAAUAUUGCUGUUUGACUAGAAAAGUACAUGUAUGGUCUACUGAAAAUCACUCCAGGCAUAUACUUUAAUUCCUUGCGAAUAAGAACCGAUCCUGGCCACCAGUGAGGCCUAACUUGUCCCGCCCACGACAUGUGAGUAGGCGUGCUUGAUUUGACUACAUGAAUAGGCUUCGGGAAUUGACAUAAAGGGGAAUUCUUAAUCGAUGUCGUUGACUUGUGGUCAAAUCCCACCAUGUUAACCCUUAGUAUACCAUAAUGGGAAAGAUGGUUACAGACUGUUUCAAUUUUAUGCUCGGCAGGGUGACGUCGGUGAAGGAAUUUUGAAUGCAUUUUAACCUCUAAGAAAAAAGCAAGUUUUGCGGAUGCCUGCAAGAAACAAGAUUUGAUGUGGUCAUUUAAUGGCAAAAUGAACACUUCUACAGGGUAGCCCAAAAAAGGUAAUGGCAUGAGACGGCUUCAAGAAGCCUGCAGGUCCUGUUAUUCAUCAGGGUCCUCGACAAGGUCUUCCUCUGGCAGGUUAAAAAAUUCUAGUCCCUCAUCGACGUCCCCAGCAGGUUGUUCGAGAUCUUCUGCCCCAACCAGUGGAACCCCACGCCCAAUACCAGCAGCAUGAAAUGAAUUUUGCACCACCUGUUCGGGUACUUCCUGCCAUGCGUCUCGGACAAGGCGUGUCACUUCUAAAAUUGAAAUCCUUGGACAAUUUCCAUCCGGCGUCGUGUGUUCCUGUUUCCACAAUCUCCAUAGCAGACGAAGACGGACUUUGAAGCUGUGGAUGACAGAAACAUCCUAGGGCUGCGCAAUGGGGGUACAACCUGGUGGAAUAAACUCAAUAACACCGCCAUUCUCAAUGAUGAGAAGGGCAACUUCUUCUGUAAGAUGCACACGGCAGCGAUCCCAUAUGAGAAGGAAAGGUAGAUACCCGUCUUCCUGGUCGUCCUGGUCCUGAUGCAUGAAGGGGAUGAACACCUCUCCGAGGUAAUCUAACAUAACAUUUGCUCUCAUCCACCCCGUUGGUGAUUGUGCCACGACUACAUCUUCAGGCAGAUUGUCUUGAAGCUCUUGCCAUGCGGCUGCAGUUGGACGUCUGAAGGUGAUGUGCGGGGGUAAUUUUCCCCCUGCCAUUGUGACUGCUAAAGUGACGGUACAUCCCAGCCUAGGAUUGCCCCACGAAGAUUUGAUAUCAAUCUGUGUUGCCCCUGUUCGGUUGUAGGUAUAACUGCCAUGGUUGUCAAAAAGGGUGAAAACCUCGUCUACAUUUGCCACUUGAUAAUCUUCAUAAUGUUCAUGCUGUUCAUGCACGCUUUCCCUAAAUGCAGCUACUAGGGCGUCAGCAUUAUCUGGCACCUGUCGGCUGUCCUUGGUCUUCCUUCUAAGGGAGAUGCUGUACCUUUUCUUAAACCCUGAUAACCAGCCAUUUGAUGCUGUAAAGUGAGAUUUCCGUGGGUAAUCGUUCAAUAUACGGGUCUGUUCUGCAAUAGCCAAUCCAACCCACCACUGUUGAUACAGUUCCCUCGAUGCAUCUUUGAUGUUGUGAUGUGAUAUCGCCAUUCCCAGGGCACGCCUCUCAUCGAGCCAAUCAGCUAGGUCUGCCUCCAUCUCUUCGUAUAGGCCUAAAAGAUAACAGUUCAUUUUACUCUGUCAGCAAAUCACUAAAUUUGUUCUUUGCCACAUUCCAUGCAAAAAUGCAUCCUUCAGUUUCCCUUCACUUUAGCUGUACCCUUAAUGUUCAGGGGGCUUUGCCAUGGUUCCCUAGACUUACCAGUGCCACGUUCUCUCCACGCUAAUUCUGAACCCUUGGCUUUUGACGAUGCUCUAUGAUGAUGAAUGUCAUCCUCACUCAUUAACCAUUUCAUCAUUGUAGAUUUUGGCAAACGGUUUGUGAUGGCAAACGCUCCCACGGUUUCAUUACCGGCAUGGAAGUCAGCGAGAAGCUUUACUUUUUCGCGCAGAGUGUAGCGCCUGCGUCUUCUAGGAUGUUCAGCCAUAGUGCAGACAGACAAUCCCAGAAUUACCCUUCCUUUUAUUCUCAUCCUGGUCCACAUAACCAUUUCAGCAUUUCAGUAACUAACAUGUCUCAUUGCAUCACAGAAGAAACCACAGAUUGUGUCACGCAAUAACUGGUGCUAGGCCUGGUCUCGCCUAUAUGCAUAUGAAUGGCAAGGGCGGCUGUCGUAUGCAUUAUGACAUUGGUGGAUCUGCCCAGACAAAAAUGGCCGCUGGUUCUUAUUCGCAAGGUAUUAAAGUAUUUCGUUUUAAAAAAGGAAAUUGCAUGGUGCUUGAUUGCAAUGUUGUACGAGCAAAACCCCUGCCACCACUUCGCUAGCCGGCUCUCAACGAGGGCAAUGUAUUAUAUAUCAGAACAGAUGAAUUCUAGCGCUACUUUGGCGGUCAUCCUGUGCCGAAGUCGCUCAUUGGAGCUAGGCCAACUGAAUACAAACAUGACAUAUGGACAUUAUUUACAAUGAAAUACAGUGUAAUAUAAAAAUUUUGUGUACAGCCUUUUCAGGUUGACCUGCACAAAGUGCCGUUCUCUCACCAGGACUAAUGAUUGUAGGACGUUUUAAACAUCAAUGUCUUGAGAAGUGUUUCCAGUUUUCAACUGGUUACUGUAUUAGCUGCCAUGAUGUUACUACAUGUAGGCAGCUGAUUAUUCAAUAAUGAUAAGACAACUAUUUUGUCGAUAGAGUAGUUUGUAAGAAUCAAUGGGUGAUAUGAAUAAAGUCUAGCAAAUGCUUUUACUCCGGUU